Messenger RNA from Aspergillus brunneoviolaceus CBS 621.78, 1203 nucleotides. RefSeq lists its product as uncharacterized. Lineage: Eukaryota; Fungi; Ascomycota; Eurotiomycetes; Eurotiales; Aspergillaceae. The coding region runs from base 1 to 1203 and encodes 400 amino acids. The record is from RefSeq and is a predicted model, not a curated record. The transcript is spliced from 2 exons.
AUGAUGCGAGAUUUCCGCGCACUGAAUCUGCUGAUACUCAUCUUCAGCGCCAUCAAUGUCAUCGCUGUCGGCCUCUUCACGAUCAGUUUUUUGAACAGCCCACGCAACAAAACCCAUCAGCCAACAGAAUGUCGCACCCUCAUUCAAGCACAUCGUUUCAGAGCCCGCAGGAACUUCCUCUCGCCUCAUCGCGCGCGAAUUCGGCCAAACACCCGACUAGCCUUCGUUUUUGGGAUUGAAAACGCCUUUACCACCCCGGACGAAGAGUACGCAACCCAUUUCGUCAGAAACGCAAGGAAUCUGAUCAACCUCAAAGCGCAAGACUGGGAACGACUGGCCAAGUCGCUCCAAUCCAAAGCUAACGAGCUCAUCAGCACAGCGCACCGCCUCCACCUCGCAAGCCUAGACACCCUCCCCGACGCCGAAAAGCACAUGGUCUCCCUAGCGCAGGCCAUCAACCGCGCCUGGGUGUCCUCCAAGAACGACGUCGACCCCAUCGAAUUUGCCGAUAACCCCGGCCUCCAAGCCUCCCUCUCCGCGCUGUUUCCUACCUUUGACGGAACCAACCCCCGCGAUAACCCACUCUGCUGGAUCCUCCCCGGCUUCGAGACAAGCUGGCGCAUCAACCUGCGCAUGGUCCUGGAACUCCUGCUCAACAUGGGCCAGACUCAUCCCGACUGGACGGCCACGAUGAUUGCUUUCGCAGAAAACCCCACGAAGACACAGUUCGAAGCCCCGGGAGCAGACAACGUCUCCGCCAAGGAUCUAGUGGCGGAAGGAUUGCGACUGUACCCUCUGACCAAGCGGAUCUACCGUGCGUUCGAAUGGGAGGAGAACGGUGCGAGACACUCGGAUACCUUCGCCGCGGACGUGGAGGCUUGUCAUCUGGCGGGUCGAGUCUGGGGACAAGAUGCGCUGAAGUAUAAUCCACUGCGCUGGCGGGCUGUCAUGGAUGUGCAGAAGCAGGCGUACCUGUCUUUUGGUGGUGCGUCGUUCGAAUGUCCCGCUAAGGCGGUCUUUGGGCCUAGGAUGAUUGCGUUGGUUGUUGGGGCUUUCGUGGGCGUUUUGCGGGUGGGUCACGGUUGGAGGCUGGUUGAUAAGGAUGGAAAUGGGGUGAACGAUGUGUUCUGUGGGGAGAGGUUGAAGAAUGAUCGUGGCUCGUAUGAGGAGCUGUUUCUUGUUAGGGCGGCGGGUGGUGUCUAG